ACAUAGACAGAGACACCUCCAACGGAGUUGUUACGUGGUAGCAUUCCAAGGAACGCCGUUUCCUUACACAAAGAAAGAGAGAGAGAGAGAGAGUGUAACGGAAUCAGGAGGUAGCAUUAGCACAACAGACACGGUUCCAAAAGCUGCCUCCUCUCAUAAAUUCCCUGUCAACGCAUAAUCAUUCGAUUCAGUUAUCAUCUGUGACACCAUGGCACGGUGAUCACCAUCAUCACUACUUUGCGCACCCUUUGGAGUUAUGACUUAUGACAAUGAUGAUGUCACCGAUUCAGAUUAAUUCGCCACCCUCUCUCUGCUGAACCCACAACAAAAACAACACCUUUUUCUGCUUCCAACACUUUCUUUCAACCAUGUCGUUUAACCGUGCUGCUGCCACUGCUGGAGAAGAAGAUGAGCUCUACGAGCAACAGUGGAAGGCUUGCGCGGGACCCCAUGUCGAAGUUCCUCGUGCAGGCCAAAGGGUCUUCUACUUCCCUCAGGGACACAUGGAACAAUUAGAAGUAUCAACAAAUCAGGAACUAAAUCAAAGGAUUCCGCUGUUCAAACUUCCCUCCAAGAUCCUUUGUCGUGUCGUCAACGUCCAUUUACUGGCCGAACAAGAAACAGAUGAGGUUUAUGCACAGAUUACUCUGUUGCCGGAUUCCAAUCAAGCUGAGCCUACACGCCCUGAUCCAUGUCCUGCUGAACUUCCAAAGCCAAGAGUUCACUCCUUCUGCAAAGUCUUAACUGCCUCUGAUACCAGCACCCAUGGUGGCUUCUCUGUCCUCAGGAAGCAUGCCACUGAAUGCCUUCCAGCAUUGGAUAUGUCUCAAUCAACUCCAACUCAGGAAUUGGUUGCCAAGGAUCUUCAUGGCUAUGAAUGGCGCUUUAAGCAUAUAUUUAGAGGUCAGCCACGUAGACACUUGCUCACAACUGGAUGGAGUACUUUUGUGACCUCUAAGAGAUUAGUUGCUGGAGACACCUUUGUGUUUCUUAGAGGAAACGAUGGAGACUUGCGGGUUGGAGUGAGGCGUCAUGCUCCUGUGCAGAGCAGCAUGCCUUCAUCUGUGAUUUCUAGUCAGAGCAUGCACCUAGGAGUUCUUGCAACUGCAUCUCAUGCUGUUGCAACUCAGACUCUUUUUGUUGUAUAUUAUAAGCCAAGGACUAGCCAGUUCAUUGUAAGUGUGAACAAAUAUUUGGAGGCUAUCAACCAAAAAUGUAAUGUUGGUAUGAGAUUCAAGACGAGGUUUGAAGGAGAUGAUUCCCCUGAAGCUGAAAAAAGAUUUUCGGGCACAAUAGUUGGAGUAGAGGAUAUUUCUCCUCACUGGGUAAAUUCAAAAUGGCGAUCACUUAAGAUUCAAUGGGACGAACCGGCUUCUUUUCCGAGGCCUGAUAGAGUUUCACCAUGGGAGAUAGAACCCAUUUUUGCUUCUGUUCCUACAUCAUCAUCUCAACCUGCUGUUGUAAAGAAUAAAAGGCCUCGACAAGCAAAUGAAGUUCCAGAUCUUGGAGACACACCAUUACCUGCCUCUAAUUUCUGGGAUGCUGGGUCAACACAGUCUGAUAUGACUCAACUUAGUGUCAUGGCCGAAAACAAAAGGAGUGACAAUAGUACCCAUAUGUGGCAUCAUAAGCAGAUUGAUAACAGUAAAAGCAUUAGCAACGGUAUAUCAAUGAAUCAGACAGAAACAAGUUGGCUAGCUUCUCCUCAUUCUAGUGGCCCCCCUCAUUUGUAUCAUGACACUACCGAUGAUAGCAAGAGCAUCUCAGCUUGGCCUAUUUCCAAAACUCACUCAGAACGAUUGAACAAUGAUCAUUUGCUAGACCACGUCGACAAGGAGAUCAACAAAGUAGAGGCUGCUACAAGCUGCAGAUUGUUUGGGAUUGAGCUUAUUGAUCAUGCCAGGAACAACUCUCUUUGUGUAGAGAAUGCAUCUGUGCAUGCAACAAAUGCAUUUGGAGUCUCCUCUGAGUACAGAACUGAUGUAAAACAUGAGUCUGAUAUCUCAAAGGCUUCUAAAGAAUGGAAACAAGAAAAUCUACAAGUGCCUCCAAAAGAGACUCAGAUCAAGCAAGUUUGUAGCAGAAGUUGCACUAAGGUUCAAAUGCAGGGGGUUGCAGUGGGCCGUGCUGUGGACUUGACCACUUUAGAUGGGUAUGAUCAACUUGUUGAUGAAUUGGAGAUGAUGUUUGACAUAAAGGGACAGCUUCAACACAGGAAUAAGUGGGAAAUUGUCUUCACUGAUGAUGAAGGGGAUAUGAUGCUUGUUGGUGAUGAUCCAUGGCCUGAAUUCUGUAAUAUGGUGAGAAGAAUCUUCAUUUGUUCUAGCCAGGAUGUGCACAAAUUGAGUUCUGGGAGCAAACUACCUUUAUCAUCCGUAGAAGAGACUGUAAUAAGCUCAGACACAACUGAGACAUAAGACUUCUUCAUUGUUGUCCUUUCUAAGCUUUUGUUAGUCUUUUUUGUUGUUGCACCUAUUUUGCUUGUUUGAGGUAAGGAUGUUAGUUCAUUUGUGGUUAGGCAAGUUUCAUUUUAGAUGUGAAACAGUGGCUAAUUGUAGCUCGAUUUAGAGACUCUAGACACUAAUUUGGGUUCCAAAGACCAAACUGAAUGCUUUAAUAAAUUGGUUUUGAGAGGGGAAAAUUGGGCACAGUGGCUCACACACGUGAACAUUCAUAAAUGUGUUUCUAUUUGAAAGCAAAGUGUGCCUCUGUGGCUUUGAAAAUUGUAACAAAUGUCCAUUGCUGUUUAUGGGGAUUGGAAUUUGAAUGAUAGCGUUAAA
This is a messenger RNA of Cajanus cajan (pigeon pea), 2780 nucleotides long. Lineage: Eukaryota; Viridiplantae; Streptophyta; Magnoliopsida; Fabales; Fabaceae. The record is from RefSeq and is a predicted model, not a curated record.